Messenger RNA from Rhizoctonia solani, 891 nucleotides. RefSeq names its product Fungal cellulose binding domain protein. The coding region runs from base 1 to 891 and encodes 296 amino acids. Gene Ontology annotation, cellular component: extracellular region. The record is from RefSeq and is a predicted model, not a curated record. Lineage: Eukaryota; Fungi; Basidiomycota; Agaricomycetes; Cantharellales; Ceratobasidiaceae. The transcript has 9 exons. Gene Ontology annotation, molecular function: cellulose binding. Gene Ontology annotation, biological process: carbohydrate metabolic process.
AUGAGGAUUUCAGGAGCUUUCGUCGCCGGAGGACUAUUUCAGGUUGCCGCCGCAGCAACAGGGCCAAAUUGGCCCGGUUUUAAAGGACUUCGUUACUUUUUUGCAUUUGGUGACAGCUACACUGCUGUAGGAUUUAAUAGUUGGGCAGGGGUUCCAACGGACACGAACCCUUUGGGCGUGAGCUACCCAGGGUCUACCACAGCUGGGGGAGCAAACUGGGUCGGCUAUCUCACCACACAGUACAAUCAAAGCAAAUUCUGGUCGUUCGACUACGCAGUGUCAGGAAACGAAGUUUCGGGAGUCAGUAACCAAAUCAACGAAGACUUCCUCAAGCCAGGGCGCUGGCAACAAGCCUUCAUACGCUCCGUGGACUGCUACAAUACAUUGUUUUCAACCUUUAUUGGAAUUAAUGACCUAAAGUCGGACCGCUGCCCGUUUAGCAAUAACAAUGCUACACUGGCGUCGCUUGUCACAUCGUGGAACACGCAGUUGAAAACUUCCGCAGAAGCUUUCCAAGCCAAGCACUCCGAUGUCUCCGUCUUUUACUAUGAUUCAUGGUCUUUGUAUACCAAACUUCUUGAUGAUCCGACCCAGUAUGGCUUCACAGAUGACCAAGGUCCACCAUAUAUGGCCGAGGACCUUGCGAAGUUUUUGGCGACCCAAACAGGCAGCGCAACCAACCCUGUGACGACUGCCACUACGAGAACCACUACUAUAACUACAUCUCAAAUCUCGACCACAACCCGGACAACCUCCGCUCCUGCAUCAACCGCCACUGGAACUGUGCCUAAAUGGGGGCAAUGCGGUGGAGCUGGAUAUACUGGUCCCACUACUUGCGUUGCUGGAACUACGUGCACUGUGUCCAACCAAUAUUAUAGCCAAUGCCUUUGA